AUUGGUUAAAAAUGGGAAAUGUGGAAGGAUCCCUGCCUAUGGACUGCACAGCGUUUGAUGCAGACGAAAUAAGAAGACUAGGAAAAAGGUUUAAAAAGUUGGACCUCGAUGGAUCUGGAAGCCUGUCAAUUGAAGAGUUCAUGUCUCUCCCAGAGCUCCAGCAGAAUCCCCUUGUCAGAAGAGUGAUAGAUAUAUUUGAUGAUGAUGGUAAUGGCGAAGUUGAUUUCAAGGAGUUUAUCCAGGGAUUAUCACACUUUAGCGCCAAGGGGGAUAUGGAGUCAAAACUCAAGUUCGCAUUCAGGAUCUAUGACAUGGACAACGACGGGUUUAUCUCUAAUGGAGAACUGUUCCAGGUGCUUAAGAUGAUGGUAGGAAGCAACCUAAAGGAUACACAGCUCCAGCAGAUCGUUGAUAAAACCAUUCUCUUCCAUGAUAAGGAUAAUGAUGGGAAGAUAAACUUUGAAGAGUUUUGCAAUGUUGUUGGAAACACGGAUAUUCACACAAAAAUGGUCGUCGAGGUUUAGACUGUCUUGGUUUCGAUGUUAAAUUUCGAAACUUGGCUUCGAAUCUAUAAUUUUAUUAAAUGUUCUGAGACAAAUUUAAAAACAAAUAACCCUUAUAUGAGCUUGGAUCCAUGUAUCAAUUUUAGUGUACACUGUCUUUAUAUAACCUUACACAGUUAAAUAUAGUUGCACUCCAUAUA
This is a messenger RNA of Eurytemora carolleeae, 703 nucleotides long. RefSeq names its product calcineurin subunit B type 1. Bases 12 to 524 code for a protein of 170 amino acids. The record is from RefSeq and is a predicted model, not a curated record. The transcript is spliced from 7 exons. Lineage: Eukaryota; Metazoa; Arthropoda; Copepoda; Calanoida; Temoridae. Gene Ontology annotation, molecular function: calcium-dependent protein serine/threonine phosphatase regulator activity; calcium ion binding.